GAAUUCAUUCUCUCUAAACUCCCUUGUAAAAGUGACCGUGCAUUCUCUGUUAUAAUAUAACUUGGGCUACAGGUGUUCCACCUAAAGUCCUACCGGUCAAUCUGAGUGUUUUUACUUUCUUUACUUUACCAAAUCGAGCAGACUAUUCUAGACCCGGUCUAGUGUAGUUUGACCGGUCAAGUAAUUUACACCAUCAUUUUUGGCGCCACCCGUGGGACCGUUAAGGUUUCUUCUCUUCUAAACACAAACCUACCCACAAAAACACCACUCAAAAUGUCUUCCAACCAGCAAAUCAACGCUACUUCCACUCAGGUGCAAGCCACCAAUGAGGGAACCAGCACCCCUGUGGCCGUUACCCGACCAGUUGUUCCCGCUCCUGUGUUGCCGUUGGGCCUGAGUUCAAUCCCAACCCCCAGCGUGGUAGGCCCGUUCGCGACUCCUGUCCCUUCCGCUGGACCAAGGGUCACAUUCCCACCAAGCAUGACUCAGUUCAUGAACGAUCUGGCCAACCUACAAGCCAUCCAGGGCUUUGGCCAGGUCAUGGCCAUGUGCCAACAGAAUGGGGGGAUGCCUUUCCUCCCUGGCAUGUUUCCGUUCGCCCUUCCAGGCACUGAGACGAUGCCCCUUCAAGCUCCGAUGGCGGUGACGCCGUUCCAGACGCCGAUGCCGCAGCCAUCGCCUUUCCAGCCCCAGCUAGUCAGUGCUGUGGUGCCCGUCAAUUUGACCGGUGCGCUUAACGCCGCUGGGCCGUCACGUCCCCCGCAAGGUACGAAUCCACUAGUUACUCCUGAUGGUCAUUGCGUCUCAGUAGAGAGCGGGGACGACGAGUGGGACAUUCCGAGAGCCCACAAGAAGAAGAAGGGGAAAACUAUCCGCCCAGCAACUUCCCGAAACUCCGCCUUCGAAAGGCUGGGGGACAGGGAAGAAGGCCAGAGAAAGUCAGCCAAGCAGAGGUUGGGGCAAAGCGUUGCUCAUGUCAGCGCGUUCGCCCGAUUAGGCAAGGGGAGGGAGGCCGAGCCUGCCCGUACCCUGCGCUCCCGGUCCAACCGGCAGGAGCCAGCAAGGACGAGGGCCUCUCGUCAAGAAGAAGAAGCAGAAAGCCAGCCUAGGGUGCCGGUGGCUAACCGGUUAACCGUCCCGAAUGACCGCGUCCAACAGAUGGAGGCAAAACUGGAAAGGUUGGAGAAGAAGGUCGGGGAGAAGAAUGACCGGGGCAAACCCCUCGCAGGGUCCCCGUUCACCAUAAGGGUCCAUCUGACACCUUUCCCGCGAAAGGUCAAGAUCGAUGCCCCUAGGUUCACCUGGAAGGAGGAUCCAGAAAUCCACCUGGAUUCUUUCAAUCAGAGUGCAACCAUGAACGGCCAAGUUCCAGGAGAACUGUACUAAGAGGAAGAAAUUCACCUAUCUUAG
Molecule: messenger RNA, 1410 nt
Organism: Cuscuta campestris
Lineage: Eukaryota; Viridiplantae; Streptophyta; Magnoliopsida; Solanales; Convolvulaceae
Source: the annotation of a GenBank genome assembly